CGUAAGCAAAAUUGCACACCAUGUAAUCGUUUGUGUUAUUUUAAACAUAAAUAAUUUUUAAGAACUCGUACAAUGUUUUUGAUAUGGUUGAGUAAGCGCCAAUUCUAGUCAGACGAUCGAUGUGUUAAACCGAUAAAAUCUAGUCAAACGGAUCGUGUGCCAGGAUACGAUUGAGGGCAAGCAAAUCAAUUUCGCAAUGAGUGAGGAAGCUCAUCGAAGAAAAAACCCCUUCGCGUCGUCGCGGCGGGGCUUACACGGGGCAGAAGAUCGAACGGACGGAGGAGAUGACUCAGAAGGGCAAGAAAAUGAGGGCGAGCCUUUGUGCGAAGAGGUCCCAACGGCGAUGACGGAAUCGUACAGCGAGAUCGCAUACACACAUAAUCUAUUCGGAACAGCAGCCGAUGAAACGGACGGAGGUACGAGCAAUGGUAACCAACUGGACGGAUCGUCUUCUUCUUCGUCCUCCUCCCAGACAAAAAAGCGUCCCGACUCGUUGGUAUGCGACGGACGGAAAGCCAGUUUCCCGUACAACCUUGAAGGAACAGUCCGGGUGGACGGGAACAUGACACACUUCGUAGCGGAAAAUCUAGAGUACAAAAUAAAGCUAGCCAGUCCGGUAACGGUGACCCGCAAGGAUUCCUGCAAUUUAUCCAGCUCACGACAGAGCACACCGUCUGCCGCAACCGGUGGGCUUAGCGGGCUCAGUGUUCUCCCCGGAAGUAGUGGAAGUGCCAACCUAGCGCUUCCCAGUACCAGUGGAGGAUACGGUCGUGGACCUUUGCCCUAUCCGAUAGCCGGUGGAGCGAACUAUUGCGCUUCCUCCGUGGAUCCUACUGUGCUGAAUGAAAUCGAGCGCGAAGCGCAGGCGCUGGCCGCGUCGGUCGACAGUUUGUCGGAAAAUCUGUGCAGUGUGCUUCAUUCAAUCUCCUCGAUUACCGCCGACAAUGUCGAGAUUUAUAAGAAUGCCGUCACCAAACUGACGGAUUGCAUGGACGCGAACAUCAAGUGCAUGUACACGAUCAUGGCCAAAGCGGAAGAAAUUUCCAAAACGAUGAAACCGGCGGAGGCACUGGCCGUUAGAAUCCGUGAAAUUAAAAGGCUUGUCGAUAUGUUCGAAAGCAACCUAUAGGAUGAACUCGUAUGGCCCUUGCAGAGGAAUUCACAUUCCAUUGACAGACAACUUAUCACUUGUUAUUUAUUGGUUUAGUAAAUGUUCCGACUCGAUAUAAGAAAAUGUGCUACUGAUCACCACAAAAA
Molecule: messenger RNA, 1257 nt
Organism: Anopheles coustani
Lineage: Eukaryota; Metazoa; Arthropoda; Insecta; Diptera; Culicidae
Gene: BORCS6
Product: BLOC-1-related complex subunit 6
Exons: 3
Coding region: 197-1129 (310 amino acids)
Biological process (GO): lysosome localization
Cellular component (GO): BORC complex
Source: RefSeq, a predicted model, not a curated record